This is a messenger RNA of Myripristis murdjan (pinecone soldierfish), 5498 nucleotides long. Its product is annotated as zinc finger FYVE domain-containing protein 1-like. Bases 987 to 3341 code for a protein of 784 amino acids. The transcript has 11 exons. Gene Ontology annotation, biological process: lipid droplet formation. Gene Ontology annotation, cellular component: lipid droplet. Gene Ontology annotation, molecular function: phosphatidylinositol-3,4-bisphosphate binding; phosphatidylinositol-3-phosphate binding; zinc ion binding. The record is from RefSeq and is a predicted model, not a curated record. Lineage: Eukaryota; Metazoa; Chordata; Actinopteri; Holocentriformes; Holocentridae.
AAUCUGCCAGGGAGGGGGCUGAUGAACAAAACAAUGACACUGCUCGGGAGGAUAUGAAUGCAAUAACACUUUUUAAGACUGUUUAAACGGAACUGUGCCAAUUUGCCUUUUACCGUAGAAGGAGCCGCGGAUGUCCGAGCGGCUGACAUCGACUGACUCUUGUUAUUGUUGAUAUGUUGUUAUAGCCCAGCUGACUAACUGGAGGCUAGCUAGCUCGCUUGGAGCUAUAGGAGCUGUUGGGACUUGCGGGCUUGUAAUAAUAUUUAUUCCUUCGGAUUGUGUCAGACGAAACUAGCUGUAAGUAUUCAUGCUAGGAUGCCAAAUCCCGCACCGAGUUUGCCAGCGAGCUAACCUUACUGAGACUCAGUUUGCUAGCUAGCUUGUUGUUAGCGGAUACGUUAACAUUUGCACAUACAUUUUUUUUUUUCAGGGAGAUUUCAUUGUCUCUGGUGGUACUGGCGUAUUGUUUGAGCAAGUGAAUACUUUGAUUUGCUAACCCGAGCAAUGUUUUAAGCUUCACUUAUACCGGCAGCUGCAGCAAAUUGCUACCUUGUUUCACUAGCAGACAAAACACUUUGAGAAAUCAGGUUAACUAGUUUAAGGAGACGGCUUACUCCACCUCAUUUGCCCCACUGUGUAUUUGCACUGAGUCUAAUAUUAGUAAAACUAUGCUAAGUGUUUGGAGUUCAUGCUGCUAAAAACUGAUUUGAUAAGCUGUGUGGAUAAUAGGGGUUUCUUGAAAGUGUUAGAGGUCACAGGGAGCACUGUCAACAUGCAACUGUUGUAGGGUUUAUUUUAUUUUAUUUUUUAACUUGAUAUAGUAUUUGCCUUCAGUCAUUCAGCGCCUCCUGUAAAGCACAAUUUUAACAGUAUUUGCGCAUGUUGUGUGUUUUUCCCCCUUUUACUGCUAUUGGAAACUGUUGGCGUUGUAGUCAAAGCUGUUCCAGUUAGCAUUACACUUUGUUCAGUUUACCUUGUAGGAAACGAUGAGUGGCCAUGGCUCGUCCUCAGAAAAGGGUGUCAAUACUAGUCUAAUAUGUCAGGAGAGUUAUGCUUGUGGCGGCUCUGAGGAGGCUGCGUUUGAGUGUGAUGAGUGUAAAAGUUUGCAGUGCAUUCGCUGUGAGCUUGAGCUCCACAGUCAGGAGCGCCUGAAGAACCACGAGCGGGUUCAGAUAGGUCCCGGCCAUGUCCCGUACUGUGACAACUGCAAAGGAGGCAAUGGAGCCCCAGACGGUGUCAAGCGGCAUAGGUCUGUCGUCCGCUGCCAGAACUGCAAAGUUAACUUGUGUCAGGACUGUCAAAAACGCACCCACAGUGGAGGUAACAAGAAGAAACACCAGCUCACCUCCUAUCCUCCACCCCCCAAACCUGCUGAGAUCGACUCCGUGCAGCCUGCUGUCCAAACAGCCGAUGAGACCAAAGCUCAGAGAGCAAAACUCCUGGAGAAGGUGUCCAGUUUUCUACUCGUUGAUGAGAAUGAGGAAAUGCAGAUAAAAGAUGAAGCCACAUUCAUGAAGAAGCUGAAUUGUGAGCCUGACCGCCUGCUGAAGGUGGUGUCCAUCUUCGGCAACACAGGAGAGGGAAAGUCCCACACCCUGAACCACACGUUCUUCAUGGGCCGGGAGGUGUUCAAGACCUCUCCCACCCAGGAGUCCUGCACUGUAGGGGUGUGGGCGGCGUUUGACCCCAUCCAUAAAGUGGUGGUCAUCGACACGGAGGGGCUGCUCGGGAACAGUUCCAAACAGGGCCAGAGAACCCGUCUCUUGCUCAAGGUGCUUGCCAUCUCCGACCUCAUCAUUUACCGCACCCAUUCUGACCGUCUCCAUGACGACCUCUUCAAAUUCCUUGGGGACGCCUCGGACGCCUAUUUGAAGCAUUUCACCAAGGAGCUGAAAGCCACAACGGCCCGCUGCGGCCUGGACGUCCCGCUGUCCACCUUGGGACCUGCAGUGAUUAUCUUCCAUGAAACAGUUCACACUAAGUUGCUUGGCUCAGGUAAGUCAUCUGAGUCAGUAGAUCGGCUGCUAUUGGAGCGCUUCAGGAAGCUGGGCCGUUUCCCAGAGGCCUUCAGCUCUGUCCAGUACCGGGGCACACAGACCCUCAGCCCCCCUACUGACUUUCGUGGCCUGCAGAACAACUUGGAGCAGCUCCUUGAUAACAACGCCACCCGCUCCCCUCGUACCCCUGUGGUCAUCUUCAAAGCCCUGCAGGCCCUCAGUGAGCGCUUCAAUGGGGAAAUUGCAGAUGAGCUUGUAGCCCACAGCUGCUUCUUCCCCGAUGAGUACUUUACUUGCUCAAGCCUCUGCCUUGGUUGUGGAUCUGGCUGCAAGAACAGCAUGAACCAUUUAGGAGAAGGGGUGUGCCAUGAGGCCAAGCAUCGUUGCCGUUAUUCUGCUCAGUAUGAUAAUCGCAUUUACACCUGCAAGGCUUGUUAUGAAGCAGGGAAGGAAGUGAUAGUUGUUCCUAAGACCUCAGCUUCCUCGGAUUCACCAUGGAUGGGCCUUGCCAAAUACGCCUGGUCUGGAUAUGUUAUUGAGUGUCCCAACUGUGGAGUGAUCUAUCGAAGUCGACAGUAUUGGUAUGGGAACCAGGACCCUGUGGAUACCGUUGUCCGCACUGAGAUCCAGCAUAUAUGGCCUGGAUCUGACGGCUUUUUGAAGGACAAUAGCAAUGCAGCACAGCGCCUUUUGGAUGGAGUCAACUUGGUGGCCCAAUCUGUGUCAGAGCUCAGUGUCAAGCCUGCCAAGGCCGUCACCUCUUGGCUGACAGAUCAGAUCGCCCCAGCCUACUGGAAACCCAACUCCCUCAUCAUGGCGUGCCAUAAAUGUCACGCAGUCUUCCAGGACAACGACACCAAGCAUCACUGCCGUGCCUGUGGGGAGGGCUUCUGCGAUGGCUGCUCUUCCAGAACCACACCUGUCCCAGAGAGAGGCUGGGGUCUUGCCCCUGUUAGGGUCUGUGAUGUCUGUUUCGAGCAGAGAGCUUCACAUGCAGAGCUGCUUGAGGCGGAGCUUGAGGAAGAAGAAGGCGGGACCCUAGCCAGGAAGGUUGGGGAGGCGGUGACCAACACUCUAGGGGCUGUGGUUACUGCUAUUGACAUCCCACUUGGCCUGGUGAAAGAUGCUGCCCGUCCUGCCUAUUGGGUGCCUGACCAGGAUAUCUUGUCCUGCCACAACUGCCAGCGCGAGUUCACUGCCAAGCUGUCCAAGCACCACUGCCGCGCCUGUGGACAAGGUGUGUGCGACGACUGCUCGCCGGAACGCCGGCCGGUUCCUUCGCGGGGCUGGGACCACCCCGUGCGCGUGUGCACCAGCUGCAACCAGAAACCCGGAGACCUUUAACAGGGACGGCGUUCCUUCCUCAGAGCACCAGAGAGAACCACUCACUCACUCAGCCCACAAUCCACUACCGCUAUACCUCUGUUACUUCAAAUGGUUCUGUCCCGUGUCUGUGGCGAGGAGGUUUUUAGUAAACUAUAGGACAUUUAGCAGAUUUGGGAUUUCAGAGUUCACGUGGCCUUGUAGAACAGCCAGAACAUAUGUGUUACUUGACUGAGUGUGAAAACUGUAUUUCCACUCCAACUAUUGACAGAGUGAAUAUUUUGCUUCUCACUGACACAAAUCACUACUUUUAUGUUGAAUAAGGCUGAUGAAAUAUUUUUCUACUAUGGGGUUAAAAAAAGAAAAAAAAUGUAUCACUUAAAGAGUAUUAGUUAGUUGAGAACCCUGCGGGGUUGGUCUGAUUAGUAUUAAGUAAUUCAUAUUAUUGAGCAUUGUAUUGCUGAUGUUGUAUGUGUAAUGUUAAGGGGAUUUUUUUAAUCCAUGCAGAUACAACCGUGGGUUCCAUUGCAUGCCCUGUUGCAACUUUUUAGUUUUUGCACUAAGCCUUUUCCAGCUGUAAAAAGCUGUUGCUUACCAUGGCCAAAAACCAGAUGUCCAGUUAAUCGGUUAGUGAGCAUCACACUGAUUUGAAAUCUUUUGUUCAGAUUGUGGAUAUCUGGUGUGCCAAAAAUCAUUCAGGUUACUGUGUCUGUGCUGGUAUAGCUUGUAUAUGUUACCAAGCAGUUGUGGUUGUAUGAGGACAUAAAACUAUGUUAGAGGAGCGUACAUUUGAUGUGUGGGGAAAUUACUUAUGUAUUGAGGAUGAAAAAUGAAAAAAAAAAAAAAAAAAAGACUUGGUAGCACUCUGGCACGCAUGACAGUCUUUGAGAUCCAUGGCCUUUUUGUCAUUCAGAGGAUGGUCUCUGAAAACUAAUGUUAAACCUCACUCUCUCAUAUACUGAGUGGCAUUUUGUUGUGUGUAUGCUAUCAAGUGUAUCUGUUUCAUGUCCCACAUUUUGCUUGUCACAUACUUUGAUUUUCAAUUGUUAACCAGUAUUGACAGUCGAUCUCUGCUGCAGUGUAUGGAUUUUUUUUUUUUUUUUUUUUUUUGAGCUGAGGAAUAUACAAAUUCUUCUCCAAACCAGUUUUACUAAUCACAUUCAUGCCUCGAGGUCUCUGCAAACCCAGGCUACGAGUCUAGGAUUUCUAAGAUGAACACAUGAUUGGUUCAUGUAGCUCUCCGUUACAGUUUGUCUUUGCAUUGUCUUUCAUCCAUUAUUGAAAGUUGUUAUGUAUUUUUUUUUUUUUUUUUUUUACAGGUUCUUGUAUUAUUUUGUGUGAUAUUAAUUAGUUAUAGUGUAGCUAUUUAUAUUGAUUUAUGUAGUGACCAUAAGUGAGCCAUCCCUUACCUCCAUGUUUUUGUUUUAACCAGUCAUAUUCACAUCCUGUGUAAUUCAACAUGAGUAAAACCUAAACUAAAACUCAGCCUAAAUGUUGAACGGUAUUCAGUGACUGAAAGCUUUAACUAAUGUAUUUUUUUUUUUUUUUGGACAAAAUCUCUUGUGUCAUAAAUAAUUUUAUUCACUGAAUAUAUACGAUUUGUUCCAUCUGGAAUUGUUACAAAGCACAUGGAGAUGCCUUUACAACGACGCUUGCUUUUUAUUUUAAAAAGUGGAAACAUGGUCUUUGUCGAUUGUAAGCCUUGUAGAUAAAGUUAUUUUCACUUUGCUCCAAUUUGGAACUUUUGGCCGUGAUGUCUUGGGAAGAUGAUGUAUCUGCCUUGUCUCAAAAUAGGUUGAUCUAUCUGAAUGUUGCGUCACACAAGCCCUCCCCUGAGAUGCUAAUAUUGCACAGGAUAGAGCAGGAAAUAGAUCAUGUCAGAUGUCAUAUGCUGAAGUUCAUUCCCCUGCAGGUUUUUUGUGGAGUCUGUUGUUUCAGAUAUCCUUUGUGGUGCUUGAGAGACUGUGGCUGACUUGUCCAUGUUGGAUGGGAUUGGGUGCCAUCAUCAACACUCCUUGCCUACUGCAUAGACUCAAGAUUAUGCCAGAAUUAUUGAUCUGUUUUGAAACUGUUAACUUGACAAUGAACUUACUGCAGUGAUGUCUGGAUACUUGCUGAACUGGUGGAAGAACUGUACAAGAUUAAAAUCAUAUCAGCUCUUGUCUGUCAAAACAUGAA